AUGCCAGCCACUCCCACCCAAGGUGUAGGUACGGGUGCAGCAGAUGGCUGGUUCAUGGCUGUUCUGACCCUAGGAGCUGGAACUGGCACAGGUGCUGACUGGACAACCGCUGCCUCCACCCAGAGAUCAGAAACUCGGCGAGCGGGGCGUCAGCUGUGCUCCCUCGAAGUACCGAUACAGGUGCAGCCUUCAACAGAGCUGGGUUCAAAGACAGGAAUAAUCACAGAAGGGAAGCCGACACUUCACUGGUCCAAAGCUGUGUUUCUGUACAUUGUGCUGUUCUGCAUCUCUCUGAUCACUGUUGCUCUGAACCUCCUGGUCAUCAUCUCAGUCUCCCACUUCAGGCAGCUGCACACACCCACUAACAUCCUCCUCCUCUCUCUGGCUGUCUCAGACUUACUUGUGGGUCUCCUGUUGAUACCUUUAGAAAUCUUUAGAAGCACAACCUGCUGGGUAUUUGGUGAUGUUAUAUGUUCUUUUUAUUUUUAUCUGACUGGCAACAUUACCUGUGCUUCAACAGGAAUCAUAGUUCUAAUUUCAGUUGACCGCUAUGUAGCUAUUUGUGACCCUCUGCAUUACCCCAGCAGAAUGACUGUGGCGAGAGUGAAACUCAGUGUUUGUCUGUGUUGGUUUUAUGCCGUUUUCUACAUCACUCUUUGCCUAAAAGACUUCCUAAUUAAACCAGGCAGGUAUAAAUCCUGCUAUGGAGAGUGUGUCCUUGUCAUCAAUGAUAUUGCAGGAACUGCUGACCUUGUUUUAUCUUUUUGUGUUCCCAUCACUGUCAUCAUAGUUCUGUAUAUGAGAAUAUUUGUAGUGGCUGUGUCUCAGGCUCGUGCAAUGCGCUCUCACGUGGCAGCAUUUGCAAAAUCCAAAUCUGAGUUGAAAGCAGCCAGGACUCUGGGUGUUCUAGUAGUUGUGUUUCUUGCAAGCUACUGUCCAUUUUACUGCUAUACCCUUGUUGAAGAAAAUGUGAUCAAUGAUUCAUUUGCAUUUUUUGUGAUCAUUGCCUUUUAUUUUAACUCUUUUCUAAAUCCAAUGAUCUAUGCUUUGUUUUAUCCCUGGUUUAGAAAAUCUUUUAAACUUAUCAUCACUCUGCAGAUCUUUAAGCGUCACAGCAGUGAUACUAACAUAUUAUAA
This is a messenger RNA of Pelmatolapia mariae (spotted tilapia), 1137 nucleotides long. Its product is annotated as trace amine-associated receptor 13c-like. NCBI's taxonomy places the organism in Eukaryota, Metazoa, Chordata, Actinopteri, Cichliformes, Cichlidae. Gene Ontology annotation, cellular component: membrane. Gene Ontology annotation, biological process: G protein-coupled receptor signaling pathway. The coding region runs from base 1 to 1137 and encodes 378 amino acids. The transcript is spliced from 4 exons. Gene Ontology annotation, molecular function: trace-amine receptor activity. The record is from RefSeq and is a predicted model, not a curated record.